AUGACGACGUACUGGGCCGACGUGGCCGACCUCCACGCACUGAUCUUUGCGUACGCUGGCCCGCUCACGCAGUGGAUCAACGGACGCCUCAACGAGGGCUACCCAAGGUCCGAGUGGUCCGACAUCGAGAGAAGCAUUUGGGCUGACGCCUUUCGGUGCGACUGGCUCGGCGACCUCAGAUCGCUUCCACACCAGCGCAUGACGCUCGGACGCUCCGAGACCCGCCUCAUUCGGUCGCGUCGCAUGUACGCACAGGUCAAGGAGUUGCUCUACGACCGAAACCCGUCGUUAGGUGUCUUGCUGUGGUACGAACGGGCGAUGUAUCCGAAGCAAGACGAUGCGGCCGAGGCGUUCUACACCACCGCGCUCCUCGCCGCGCCGAUGGAGAACGUGUGGCUCGACGUGCUCGCACCGUUUCUCCAGGCCAAAGAGACGCUGGCGACGGCCGCUGCGCUCGGCGGUCAUCUCCGCUUCCUCCAGUACCUCGUGUACGAGAAAGGCGUGGAUGUGUCGCGCAUGGCCAACUUUACGUCUGGAAGUCGGCACUUGAUCAUGGACCGCGUGGCGUCCAACGGCCAUGUCGGCGUGCUUGCCUUCCUCCACGAGAUGGAGUGCAGCGGGAUCUCGUCGGCGGCGCUGGAAGGCGCGAUGAAGCACCACCAUCUCGACACGAUCGCGUUCCUCUUUAAGCACUUUCCGCACUUGGCGAUCCCGGAGAAAGCCACGUUGUAUGCAGCGCGCUAUGGCCACCUCGGGCUUCUCCGGUAUCUCGUCACGCAACGCCAAGCGCCAUGCCCACCGCGCGUGAUGGACGUCGCCGCGUACAAGGGCCACCGCCACAUUGUCAAGUUCUUGCACAAGCAACAGACAGGCUGCACCACGAUGGCGAUGGACGCCGCCGCCUGCGCAGGCCACCUCGACAUUGUCAAGUUUCUCCAUUUCAACCGGACCGAAGGCUGCACGACCUUGGCAUUUGACGCGGCCGCGGUCCGCGGCAACCGACCGCUCCUCGACUUUCUCAUCGAGCACCGCCGCGAGGGCGGGUCGACGAUGGCCAUGGACGGUGCGGCGUACGAGGGCAACGAAGCCAUGGUGCGCUUCUUGCAUAAGCAUCGACACGAAGGCUGCACGACGCGCGCCGUCGACUUUGCCGCAGAUCGAGGCCACUUGGGCAUCGUCCAAUUUCUUCUCGCGGAACGCUCCGAGGGCGAGGUCCUCGCGUGCCUCUUGGAGCACGACGUCACCAAGGCAAAGGCCGUCCAAGCGCUGAAAAAGUCAUCCCCCACGAGU
This is a messenger RNA of Saprolegnia parasitica CBS 223.65, 1290 nucleotides long. RefSeq lists its product as hypothetical. The transcript is spliced from 2 exons. The annotation marks the transcript as partial. NCBI's taxonomy places the organism in Eukaryota, Oomycota, Saprolegniomycetes, Saprolegniales, Saprolegniaceae. The record is from RefSeq and is a predicted model, not a curated record. Gene Ontology annotation, molecular function: protein binding.